AUGAGUGUCCCAACUAGUUUCCAGGGGCUGGGGGUCAGUGUUUCCAGUGGAGAGAUGAAGACAAACAAAACUCAUAUCCAGCUGCCCCAACCUGGGGAUGAUAAUGCCAAUCAGCUGGUUCCACUGGGUGAUCAAGGAGAGAGAGGAUUGGUGGGGGACACUGGGUACAGCACCAGCUCCAUCCCACCCUUGGUCUGUCAGAAUGAUGCACAGGACAAGCUAUUGAUCUGGGGUUCUGAGCAGCAAUGCAUGGACCCUGAGCUGCAGGAGUUUGAACUGCUGGAGCGUCAGGAGAUACAUACCUUCCUGGGAAAGAGGGAUCAGGAUCAAGAGGCAGCAGAGGACGAGGAGGAGGAUGGAGGUAGUGUAAGAGAUGGAAAAGAUGAGGGUCCCAUGUCGAUAUCGUCCAGUUCAACUGCCAGCUCUGCUUCAGUUGGCGUGAGGAGAAAUGAUAAUGACAGCAACAAAGUGGAGUGUAGAGUACAGAGGGACAAAGAGAUGCAGAGAAGGAUGGCCUGUCAUAGCUCUGAAGACCUAGACACAUCUGUGACAAGUUCAGUGGAGAAGGGGGACACCAGGUUAGGCAGAGGAAGAGACAGGGAGAGACGGAGAGGAGGUCUGAAGGAGUCAAAGUCUGAAACAAAUGUUUUUGUCUCCAGUCUGACAGCCAUUUCCCUGAGCGGGAGCCUAGCCAGUGCUUUGGAUAGUAGUGGAGAGGCCCAGUCCCUCAUUUCUCUAUCCAACCCCAAAAGUAACCCAUACUCCAAUGCCAACACCACUACCUCAGCCCAGACCAGAAGAAGGGCACCCACUGUAGAUGCUAACCAGAACUCGCCACCUUUGCAUCCUCAGGAGAAACAUGACCUAGAAGGGCAACUGCAAUGCAACAACCAGGAUCAAAGACAGGAGCAUGGAGGUCACCACAGAAACGGAUUGUCCUCCUCUGAUGGGGGGCUAGGCCAAAGGCGAAAGGCUGGAUUUGAGGAGAGGGUGCUGCCACCUCGACGUCAACAACUAGUCCGACCCCUGUGUCAGACUGAGAUAGGAAGAGGAAGAAGCUUAGCAGAGCCAAUUGGCAAUCCUCAUCAAACAGAAACAGGGCAACCCCCUUCACCUGCACCCUCUCCAGAUGUACAGAGUCAUGGGACCAACAGAAGGUUUAUAAGAUCGUCCUUACGUGAGCCAUCAGAUGUGUCCCACUUGUACAGCACACCUGAAGUCCCUCAGGCCAGCCAGGCAGCCCACAGAGAGGCUUCACCCCUGGAUAAGCAGCCAACGACUGCACGGCAUACUUCCAGUCCCUCCAACCCGUCCACAUUUGAGAAGAGACCCCAAACCCAACUCACAUAUAGAAGGAACUGCUCCAGUCCUAAUAGAACUGGGGUUGGAUCCAGGGCAUCUACUCCUCCCCAGUCCCCUCUCAGGACACCCCAGGGCUCUCCACGAAGGCAACCCUCCAUGUACCUCACUUCCAGGAAUGUUGCUGGGAUGGUUAGAAACCCCCAGCCAGGAUGCAGCCCUGCAGUACAGACAUUGCCUCAGGGCUACAGCAACAGUGGCUUGAAACCACCAGUCAAAACUAAUAUAAGCACAACUGGAAUCCCCAAAGCGCCUAUUAACAACCACCAGAGCCCCCCCAACUCUAACCGUAACUCCAGCCCCAAAGAUGGAUCCCCUUCACCUAAAUACACCCCGAAACCUAAAGGGGUUCGCCCCAAAAUCAUUACCUGUGUCAGGAAGAAUCCUCAGUUCAAGCCCCAGGCUGUUGACGGGCCUUAUCAGGUGUCCUCUCUGCCGUCCCGGCUCUCAGCCUACACCCACAGCCAAGCAAACUCACCCAGCUCCUUCAAAUACACACCCAAAGACCCCUCCAAACCUGGGGUGGAGCCCAGAGACGCCCCAGUACUGAGUGCCUCCAACCUUCUUUAUGACAAGUACCGCCAAGAGAUGCAGACAAACAUGUUCCCAUCAGGGAUGCUGAGCAGGAGUAUCAGGCCCCCUGGACACACACACACUGUUCCCCCUGCACACACCCAUGUUGCUCCACAUACACAUACCCACAGCCACACAGCACCCCCAAAACUGGGCAGCAAGGCAGACAACUUUUACAGGACACUUAAUGACAAGUAUUCCCAACCUGAGGUGGGACGAGCUUCCAGCUUUGGAGGGGGCUCUGCUGAGGACCCGUUGCACCCCAGGUUGGCUGCCCAGGCUGGAGGCAGUGGCAGCCUGCUGCGCUCUGGCAGGGGGCUCCGACUUGGUUUGGGAGCUGUGACCAGGACAGCCACAAGCUCAGCCAAGGCCAGAGGACCUGGUCAAGGUCAGAGGUCAACACUGGUCUUUAGCCAGCCAGUCCAGCCUGUCAGCCCAGCAACCAACCAGAAAAACCAGGGCAAUACAGACGACCAGAUUUGCACCCCUCCUUCUCCUGCUCCUGCUCCUCCUUCUGCCCCAACUACAGCUGCAGCUGCAGCCCCAGCCCAAACCUCAGCGUCCAGGUCUCUGCUUCCCAAAGCAAGUCAGUCAGGCCUGCGCCCACCAGGCUUCAGCUCCAGUCGUCUCCCCCCAGGACGCCUGGCAGCCUUUGGCUUUGUCAGGAGCUCCAGCGUGUCGUCUGUCUCCUCGGCGCACUCUGCUGACAGUACGCAAAGCGACCCCUGCAGGACAACACACCGUGAGUCUGAUGUGAGUGAGGAGCCUCCUCCACACAGGGUGACCACCACCCCUCCGUCCACAGACCAGCAGAGGGGGGCACUGUGCCACAGCGGUAGCCUCCAGCCACCCUCCACUCCGGCCCUGCCCAGACGCUACCUGCCGGCCCAGCCCAGAAACUCACCUGGAGUUGUCAGGAAGGAGUUUCAGCGGAGUUCAGAGGUCACACGCUCUCUUCCCUCCUCCCCCAAGAGGCUGGCAGUGGUUCCCCCCAAACCACAGUCCCCAGUCCAGUCUCGGCAGCGCCCCGCAGCAGCAGUGCGAGGGUCAGUUCCCCCUGGCUCCCCUCGCCGCGUGGCCCCCUUCAGGCCACAGCAGGAACAGCAGAGCCUGCAGAGAGAAAAAGAGGAGGCUCAGCAGAGGGAGAGAGAAAGGGAAGCCAAGGAGAGAGAGAGGGAGGAGCAAAGGGAGGAGGUUCAGAGGCUGCAGGGACGGUGUGAACAGCAAGAGAGGCAGCUGAGAGCUCUAAGAGAGGAACUGAGGAAGACUAACUUGGGUCUAGAAGCCUUUAUCAUCACCACCCAGCACUACUGUCUCAAGAAUAAAAACAGUGAAGAGAAGGAGAGGCAACUGUCUGUGGAAAUAGAAAGGAUCAGAGAUGAACUGGCAUCCAACUCAGUGCGAUGGGAGAAACUUCAUCGGGAAAAGACGGCACUGGAGGUGGCAUUUGAACGAGAGCUACAGGAGCUGCAGCUGCAGCAGGAGGCGGAGCUCGCCGCUGUGGAGGAGGGGCUUAGGAAGUGUCACUCAGCAGAGACCGAACACCUGAGGACAGAGCACCGGUCAGAGGUGGAAGAGCUGAGGACUCAGCAACAGGAACAGAUGGAGGAGAUGACAGUCAACCACCAGGCAGCCAUUCAGGAGCUCAGAGACAUGCAUAACAUCACCAUGGCAACGCUGCAUGAGGAGCACGCCCGCACCAUGAGAGACUUGAGGAAAGCCCAUGAGCAGCAGAAGACGAUGAUAGAAGAGGAUUUUGAGAAACUCAAGCUUUCUCUUCAGGAUCAAGUGGACACCUUGACCUUUCAGAACCAGACUCUGAGAGACAAAGCCAAGCGCUUUGAGGAGGCUUUAAGGAGAAGUACGGAUGAACAGAUAGUGGAUGCCCUGGCUCCUUACCAGCACAUUGAGCAGGAUCUGAAGAGCCUGAAGGAGGUUGUGGAAAUGAAAAACCAGCAGAUACACCAACAGGAGAAGAAGAUCUCUGACUUGGAGAAAGUGCAGGCCCAAAAGAAUGUUUUCCUGGAGGAGAAGAUCCAGGUUCUACAGCAGCAGAACGAAGAUCUGAAGGCCCGGAUCGAAAUGAACCUAGCGUUGUCCAGACAACUGUCGGAGGAGAACGCUAACCUCCAGGAGUCAGUGGAGAAGGAAAGCACCGAGAAGAAACGGCUGAGUCGCAACAACGAGGAGCUUCUGUGGCGUCUCCAGACCAGCCCGCUCAUGUCCCCCUCCUCCUCGCCCCUCCACCGCUGCUUCUCGACCUCACCGAUCCCCUCGUCCCCGUUCUUCUCCUCCUCACCUGUGGCAGGGUGCAGCUCCCCCACGCAUUGCAACAGCUGUCCCCAGCAGGCCACCCCCACUCACUACUCCUCACCCUCUCACAGAGCCACCAUGAAUCAAAAUCUGUCCCCAGGACCGGCCACACCCACUCACAGGGCAGCAAGCAAUCAGAAUUACUCGCCGGGCCCGGCCACACCCACACACAGGGCUUCGUCCAAUCUCUGCAACUCAGCUGCUUGUGUCAACCCCCUGCAGAGAUGAGCUUCUGGUUGUCUCUGCCUGUAUCUAUCUCUUUUCCUCUUUCUCGUUUCUUCUUUUGUAUUUCCAUUUGAGCUUCUUCUUUCUCCUUUUUUGAAUGUGAACGGCGUUGUAGUACAAGUUGGGAUGUUGGUGUGUGUCAUCUCAAGACAAACUGCACACACAGCGCAGUGUGGGUCUCCAUCGUGGUGUGAAAUGACAACACAACUUUGUACACCGGGAUCCUUGAUGGAGAAAUGGAUGCUGAUGCUUGUCAUGCUCUCAUCCCCCCCUACCAACCUGUAGCAAUAGACAGUGUUGAAAUGUAGACUGUACAUAUUUAAACACAGACAGUGUUGAGAUGUAGUUAAACCUCCCCUGCAUGGAUUGUGCUGACUCCCACACAGACAGAAACAAACAGAUCAACAGACAGAAAGUGGCACACUCAUGCCACCAGUGACAUUUUUUUUUAAUAUAUACAACACAAUAGCUCUUACUCUGGGGUUUUGAAAACACGGUCGUGUCCUCAAUAAAACAAGCUGUACUCUAUCUCAUUAGGAUUAGUUCUCAUAUUCAAUUCAGUUUGUUCAAAAACUAAAAUGCAACUUCAAGUCAUGAACUGGAAUCAGCUUUCAACUGAAAUUUCUUUUUCCUUCUGGAAAAGUCCCAAAUGAAGCGCCUUAUACUCAGUCCUGCCCUCUCACCAGCAGACGAUGACCAACAUUUUAUAGCAUGUAAGACUGUCUACUUACGUAUUCAAUUGGUUUGUAAGUCAGAACAAUUUGUGUUUGUCAGCUUAAAACAUUCGUAAUUAGUUUGAUGCUGAUAGUUGUAGUUGUGUGGGGCGAUGAAACAAAGCCCACCCAGAUCCCAGCCGUUUUACCAGCAACAAUAAAAGAGCACCUCCGAUGUUCAAUGUCUUUUCAAACCUUGCUAGGUCUUCCUACCGCAUCUCUCCACAUGAACAGUCUUCACUUUUUUGGAUCCCUCAGGUCAACUUGCAAAAACUAUGUCUACCAUUUUGUAUUUACCUCAGUGGAAAUGUGCAGUCUACUGUGUCUGUAGCUCUGCAACGACGAUAAUAACACACAGCUACCAGGGAGCUCAGAGCUAAGGGGAAAACCUAUCAUGAGAAUUGUUGUUGUAAAUGUUGUUGUGAUUUUCUUUAUAAUGUGAUAUUUAUAUAUAAUUUAUCAGACAUUUUUUGCUACUUAAGCAAGCAUGUACUGUGAAAGUCUUCCAGUCUUAAUGUGUAACUUAUUAUUGCUGUGAUUUGUCUCUUUAUUAAACAAGGGGGAAUGAAUGAUAUUUAUAACUUUGCAAAAUAUCGCCUUUUGGACAAGAGUUGAAUAAGUCACUUACACCAGAAGAAAGGAGAUAUACUGUAGAUGUUUUCACUUUUUGUCCUGACAGGUGGUAUUCAGGUGACUGUCUUAUGGAGGAUAUGGGUCUCUAAGCUAUAUAGGUAAAAAAUAAAUACAUAAAACCCUCUAAUUACCUCUUUGUGAUGUACUAGAUUAGUGUAGCCCUUUCCAAACCUAUAUUAACCUCUUGAAAAGCAAAUUGCAUAAAAUACACAGAAGCAUUGUUCAUAAUGCUUCUGAUUGUUUAUCUGAAUGAUGCAUUUUUUUUUUUUUUUUUUUUUUUUUUUAUCUUUUGAGUAUUACGUUCUAAACUUUUGGAAAUUAAUGACAUGCUGAAUGCUCAGCGUGCAAGAA
Myripristis murdjan (pinecone soldierfish) is the source of this 6167-nucleotide messenger RNA. It is a transcript of the gene mtus2a, whose product is annotated as microtubule associated tumor suppressor candidate 2a. The record is from RefSeq and is a predicted model, not a curated record. NCBI's taxonomy places the organism in Eukaryota, Metazoa, Chordata, Actinopteri, Holocentriformes, Holocentridae. Gene Ontology annotation, cellular component: cytoplasm; nucleus. The coding region runs from base 1 to 4473 and encodes 1490 amino acids. The transcript has 15 exons. Gene Ontology annotation, molecular function: microtubule binding.